This is a messenger RNA of Rotaria socialis, 486 nucleotides long. Lineage: Eukaryota; Metazoa; Rotifera; Eurotatoria; Philodinida; Philodinidae. The record is from the annotation of a GenBank genome assembly.
AUGCGUAUCUUCAUUCAUCUUGUCUACUUUCUAACUAUUAUAUUAUGUAUUUUACAACGAAUCAUUGGCAAGGAUUGUCGAUGUGAAUGCUGUACAACACAAAACUGUAGUCCUAAAAAUAUUGGUUAUCGUACUUUAUGGUUUUGCUCAGAAGCGAGUUCGUGUACGCCAGUUUAUUGCACUGAUUGGUAUCCUCAAAAUUGUCCACCACGUGGUUCACCUGGUCAAACACGCGCAAUAUGUGUAUCUCCUGGUCAUGCUGGACGCUUACUACCAACUUCAUGCAUUAUAAUUGUAUUUGUUCCAAAUAGUAUUCGUCGACCGAUGCCGAAAACCGACUAUCCACUUUGGAAUACUACAACAAUAACAACUCCCUAUCGACGACCAACAACCGUUCCUCAGAUACGUUUAGAUUGGCUUCAAAGCAUGGGUCUCAUCUCAAAAACGUCUACAACGAAGAUGAAGCUUUAUAAACCACGCGUGUAA